GUUUUACACGUUUAUGCAUAACAGAUUAAUGUUAAAUUUAGAUUUAUAAGAUUUUAAAAUGUAACAAUCGUGCGAAGAAAUAAUAUGAUUCUUUUCGUGUUAUUACUGGAGUCGUGUUUGCUUGUGUUCGCACAAAGCGAAACGACGUCGUCAAAUAUAACCGAACCAGUUAUCACAACGCAAGCUUUUGAGGAUGACGAAAAAGGAGUGGACACAUUUGUCGUGGUGGCGGCGCUGUUUGCAGUGCUUAUAGUGCUGUCCUUAACGGUUACACUAUCUGUGGGAAUCUACAAAUAUCGCCGUUAUCAUAUUCGCCAUGGGCUCUAUAAACAGAAGAGUCGGGUAGGUGCACAAGAGGAGAGAAACGCUUCCGGUCCAGAUCUCGACAUGUUUGUUGUGCAGCCGCGUGGUGCGGGCCAAUCAGAGGGCUGUGUUUCGUCACGUGCCACAUCACGUGAACAUUUUGAAGGCAACGCUGGUUUUGAUGCUGAUAUACCAGAAACAUCAGGUGCUGUCCCUAACAAUGUUCCAAAAGAAUGUGAUGAGACUACAUCUGAACAUGGAGAAAACAGAGACAUAGACACGAACAGUGAAUCAGCACUCAACGCCUAGUAAGGGAAAAGAAAACAGAAAAGUCAUCAGUCUAAGACAAGUAACUUCUCAUCUCUCGCGUGCUGUAUAUAGUAUCACCAUUACAAAACCGGAUCGUUAAUGCACCAGUCAAUUGUAACCACGCCCCCCCCCCCCCAGGUCCGGGGGUAUACCGGGGAUGGCCGGGGAAAUGGGCCGUGUUUUUACUUUCCAGGUGGCCGUGCCGGGUGACUGCGGUGGUUUUGUCUUCACGCCAAAUUUAACGGGAAAUUAGCCUUACCUAGGGUCCCUUGGGUGCGUGGGCAUUUGGCGGGGGUUUUACCAGCAGAUUGUCCCCGCAGGGCGGAGACUUUGCCCGGGCUUGGCUGGACCGAAAGUCAAAGUCCCCGCUAUUCCCCGGACCUGGGGGGGGGGCGUGGUUACAAAUAACUGGUGCAUAAAGAAUACAUCCAAAAAUGACAAUACCCGUGAAAAAACGACAUUGUAUUAAAUGAGUAUUAAUUUAAUUGAGCACCACUAGUAUUAGAGUUUCUACCAAAAAUAUACGAACUUAUGAAUAGGUUAACGCUGUCAGCAUUCCGACAAAAGUGAAAAACACAAUGAAAUACAUUAUAUUCUAGUACAUUUAUAAUAAAUCGUAUGAGUUACGUUAUUUUUAACGUACUUUAUAGUUUAAAUAUGAAGAGAAUUGUUCGUUUAAUGAGCGAUUGGUUCUAUAGUCUAGAGCUCUAUUAUGAUUACUUUUUUGCCAUGCUAAUUGAAACCAUGCAGCGUUCAAUUAAAGACAGCAAGUUUAUUGGUUUUGUGUGUUAUUUUUAUUGAUGAUGCAUUUAUAUUUGAUAAUGUCAAUUAUACAAAUAAAGAAAACAUAGAACUGACAAUCGUUAUACCUUGUUUAAUCACAUUUUCGAUAUCGAUGAACAAACACCAUUUUAUGUAGACCAGAUGUUCUAAUUAUUAUGAAC
Molecule: messenger RNA, 1556 nt
Organism: Mya arenaria
Lineage: Eukaryota; Metazoa; Mollusca; Bivalvia; Myida; Myidae
Exons: 4
Coding region: 85-612 (175 amino acids)
Source: RefSeq, a predicted model, not a curated record